AACAAUUUUUUUUUUCAUACUCCACACCUUAUUUUUCCAUCCCUCUCAAAUUGGUCAAAUUAUAAGGAAUUAAGGAUUAGGGUUUCAGCAAUUUGGGGAUUUGGGUUUAGCCAUUUUUUAUGGCGCGGUCACGGUAAGUCUGUUGGCCAGUAUCACUGCUGCACACAAUUCAAGUGCGGGUACUCCAAUCUUGGGGGUAAUCGUGGCCUUGGUGACAUAGACAAGAGUCUGGAGAGUAUGUACACUCUCUCUACCAUAAACACAAUGGAUCCAGCUCCCUCGCAAUUCGAUUUCGAAUGCUUGUCCUCUCUCAUCGGCUUUGCAACAGGGAUUAAUCAGAGUUGUGGGCGGUGGUUAGAGUUGUCGAGAAAUAGUGAAAUGGAUGGUUUCAAUGUAGAUGAUACUGAAGCAGUGGCAAGAAACACAAAGAAUGGAGAUUCUCGGGCACGUCUACAUGCUCCUGCCCAACACAGUCGCUCUAAGAGUGUUUCAGAGAAGAACUUAGAUGUUUCAAGAAAUGAAGUUUCGCAUAUCAUGAAGGACCAAAAUGAACCACAUUUUUCACCACUUUCAACUAGGGCUUCUAGGUUCCAAAGUCCUCUCCAUGGCCAGCGUGAUUUUGUCAAGAAGACUGCAUCAUGUAGUCACCCGGCCUUCUUGGAAAAAGAUAUUGAGGAGCUGCAAAUACAUCUGCGGGAAGAGAAAUCUAUGCGCAUUAUGCUUGAGAAGGCAAUGGGCCGAGUUUCAAGUACCUUAUCUCCUGGACAUAGGCAUUUCGCUAUUCAGACAAAGGAAUUGAUUUCUGAGAUCGAGUUACUUGAAGAAGAGGUUGCAAAUCGUGAGCAGCAUGUGCUCUCACUUUACAGGAGUAUUUUCGAGAACUCUGUUAGUCGGCCAUCUUCUCAGCAGAGCUCAGACAUGUCUUCUCCAGCCCACCAUAUAAAGUUAUCAUCCAGGAAGCACCCGAGUAUCAUUUCUAGUGCCUUUUGUUCCUCAAAAAAGUUCCCAUUGCAACCCUUGCAAACUCUGGUUUCAGUAAAAGACUCUAGUAAAAGAACCUCCAAAUCUAGUGAGGUGUCAUUUUUGAGUGGCAACAGUGGCAUGCGUUGCGAGAAGUCUCGUUCAGCCCUAGUUCAGCCUUGCCAAAAGCUUCCCGCCAGGGACAGAACUUCUGUGCCUCGAACUCUGAAAGAGCAUCUCUAUCAGUGCCCCAGCAAGUUGUCUGAGGAGAUGGUCAGGUGUAUGGCUACUGUGUACUGUGGACUUCGUGGUGCAGCAUCUGCUAACCCCGAAAGAAACCUAUCCCCUUUAUUGUCGAGGUCUUCCAGUAACAUUGUACUUCCCCAACAUGAUUUUGGAGAGGAGCAAGAUUGUCCCUGCAAAUCUGUGCUAGAAAUAUCUUGGAUAUCAACUGACAAGAACCAGCUCUCUCGUGCAUCUUGUGCCAUCAAUAACUACAGAAUACUGAUGGAACAAUUGGAACGGGUGACUGUGAAUCAGAUGGAAAAUUGUGCCCAAACUGCAUUUUGGAUCAAUGUGUAUAAUGCCCUUGUGAUGCAUGCAUAUUUGGCAUAUGGAAUCCCCCACGGCUCAUUGAGGAGGUUAGCGUUGUUUCACAAGGCUGCUUACAACAUUGGUGGCUACAUCAUAAGUGCAAAUGCCAUAGAACAAUCAAUAUUUCGCUUCAACACGCCCCGAAUAGGAUGGUGGCUUGAGACCAUCAUAUCCUCUGCCCUGCGCAAAAAAUCUAGUGAAGAAAGGCAGCUUAUUGGUUCAAAAUUUGGUCUUGCAAAUCGGCAACCGCUUGUCUGCUUUGCCCUCUGUACUGGAGCUUUCUCUGAUCCUGUGAUAAGAGUCUACACAGCAUCAAGCGUUGAAGAGGAACUAACAGUGGCAAAAAGGGAUUUUCUUCAAGCAAAUGUAGUUGUGAAGAAAUCAAGGAAAGUCUUCCUCCCAAAGUUGUUGGAGAGGUUUGCAAGAGAGGCUUCUAUCGGCUCAGAGGAUCUUCUCAAGUGGGUCACUGAAAAUGUCGGUAAAAAGCUCAAUGAUUCAAUUAAAAAAUGCAUUGGUAAUAAAUCUAACAAGAAGGUAUCCCAGAUCAUAGAAUGGUUACCUUACAGCCCCAAGUUCAGGUACGUUUUCUCCGAGGACUUGACGGAAAAGCCAUGGUGGGUCUGACAUUUUCUCGAACCAACCUUACUUGAGGUGUCUACUGUCUAGUGUCCUUGUCAAGAGCCUAGUUGUCAGGGUAGUGUUCUUCAAAUGACUCACGAUCCUUCAUAUUGUAUAUUUGAUUUUUGCUUUUCUUAGAUGCCACUUUGUAGGUCUUCGAAGUUGUAACUUCCUGAGAGAACAUUGAAUUGUAAACUGAUACUUUCAGUCUAAUGAGCUGCGGUGGUGCUGAUUUUAGCU
Molecule: messenger RNA, 2412 nt
Organism: Tripterygium wilfordii
Lineage: Eukaryota; Viridiplantae; Streptophyta; Magnoliopsida; Celastrales; Celastraceae
Exons: 12
Coding region: 238-2178 (646 amino acids)
Source: RefSeq, a predicted model, not a curated record